AUGGAUAUCCUGGAAAAGUUGAAGGAUUUGGACAAGCCCUUGUUAGCAUCUGAUGAUCAAAAGCUCGACUGGGGUGAUAUCAUCUACAUCAUCACUCCACUUCAUUUUAGGAAACCUUACUUGUUCCCCAAGCUCCCUCUUCCUUUGAGAGAGACAAUGGAUCUUAACUCAUCUAAGUUAAAGAAUCUAUCCAUGGCUAUCCUAGCAAAGAUGGCACAAGCUCUUCAUAUUAAACCUGAGGAAGUGGAGUUCUUUGGUCGACAGGGAAGGCAAUUAAUGAGGGUCAAUGAAGUAGGAGGUCUCCACAUAAGGAAAGAUGGGAAGUGGGUUCCUGUUAAACCCCUACCAAAUGCCUUCAUUGUCAACAUUGCAGACAUUUUAGAGAUUAUAACAAAUGGAAUGUAUCAUAGCAUUGAACAUCGUGCCACAGUUAACUCCAAAAGAGAAAGGCUCUCAUUUGCCACAUUCUGCAGCCCAAGGAUGGAAUCAGUUGAUUCUAGCAGUCAUAAUGCAACAUUUGAUGGGAAAUGCUCCAAGAAACUCAGUAACUUCAAUUUACUGUUAGAUCAGUACACAAAAUCAUCAUCUUUUGAGCAAGAAAUGGACACUCUGAAUUAA
Messenger RNA from Durio zibethinus, 618 nucleotides. NCBI's taxonomy places the organism in Eukaryota, Viridiplantae, Streptophyta, Magnoliopsida, Malvales, Malvaceae. The record is from RefSeq and is a predicted model, not a curated record.